UUUAAGUAACGCGAACAAACCUAUUGUUAAUUCUCACAGGAAACAAGCCAUAAAAGAAAAUUAUUAAAUUUCCUGAAAUUAAAUUAUUAUCUUAAAUUAGAUUAAUAUAAUGUCAGUUCGGAGUAUGAAUAAUAAACUAGAUAAUAAGAUUGACACAGCAUGCAGAGUACUUUCUCAGGAGGCUUCAGUAUCUCCUUACUUUGUAGAACUUUAUUUGUCGGAUCAGAUUCUAGAAGUAUCAGAGGCCAUAAUAACACCUUUGACAUUUUAUCGAGAAUAUGUAUCCAAAAACAUACCCCUAUUAAUAAAAGGAGGUACAAGUCAAUGGCCAGCCAUGAAAAAAUGGAGUAUACCAUACUUUCAAAAAGUUCUUGGAGACAAAGAAGUAACGGUUGCUGUAACACCGAAUGGGUAUGCAGAUGCAAUAGCAGAAUCACAUGAUUUCAAUGGAGAGUCUAUAGAAUAUUUUGUAAUGCCUGAAGAACGUCAGAUGACAAUGUCUCAGUUCCUAGAUCAUCUGGAAAAUCCUCAAGCAGGAAGUGUAUUUUACAUACAAAGACAGAAUUCAAAUUUCACAGAAGAUUUUCCAGAAUUAAUUUCAGACGUUCCUCCUGACAUACCUUGGGCAACAGAGUCAUUUGGUAAGCUUCCUGAUGCUGUAAACAUUUGGAUGGGUGAUGAGCGUGCUGUUACGUCAAUGCACAAGGAUCCUUAUGAAAAUAUUUACUGUGUUAUAUCCGGUGAGAAGGAUUUUCUUUUACAUCCUCCAACAGACAGACCUUAUAUCCCUUAUGGAAAGUAUCCUGCUGCUGUCUAUAAAGAAUCAUCACCUGGACAAUGGAAGAUAAAUCCAAUGAAUAUAGAUACUCCAAAAGUUCUCCAGGAGUCAGAGUCAGAUAACGAGGAAUCGAAUCUAGUUCCUUGGAUACGCGUGGACCCUCUUCAUCCUGACAACACGAGGUAUCCCAAAUACAAAAAUACAAGAACUUUAAGGGUCAAAGUACAAGAGGGUGAUAUGCUCUAUCUGCCGUCAUUAUGGUUUCACCACGUCCGCCAAUCCCAGGCCUGCUUAGCAUUAAAUUACUGGUACGAUAUGGAGUACGAUAUAAAGUACGCGUACUUCAAAGCCCUGGAAACGCUUUGCGAAUAAAUGAAUAAACGACUUAUCCAAAAA
This is a messenger RNA of Cephus cinctus (wheat stem sawfly), 1174 nucleotides long. RefSeq names its product jmjC domain-containing protein 7 (gene JMJD7). NCBI's taxonomy places the organism in Eukaryota, Metazoa, Arthropoda, Insecta, Hymenoptera, Cephidae. Gene Ontology annotation, molecular function: 2-oxoglutarate-dependent dioxygenase activity. The record is from RefSeq and is a predicted model, not a curated record. Bases 110 to 1150 code for a protein of 346 amino acids. The transcript has 4 exons.